UCUACAAAAAAAAAAAAACGACUCUAUUGGGCCCUCCAAAUGUCCAAAUUCACUCCCCCUUUUCCUUUCCAUUCACCCAAGACGGCCAAGACUCAGGACCGCAGCCGUAUAUCCUCCGUUCCCACGUCGUAUUAAAUCGGUCAUCAUCAGACAACCAGACCCUGAGCUCUCGUGUGUACAUCGCAGCAGCAAGUGUUUCACUACACCGGACGCUACUAACAUCAUCAUGCCUGGAGGUGCUAGAAGAUAUAGUCAUAUUUCAUCUAAAAUUAAUACAGGCCUGAAAAAACCGAAGGUCAACUUAAAGGUGGUAAUCAGAGAAGACCCAGUGGCCACACCAGAGGGUCCAAAGACUACGGAGGCAAACGACAUGAAGUUGGUUUCCGAGACGGAGAUCGUUGAUGCCCAGCCUAAGAAUGAAUUAGCAGUUCUCAUCCAGCAGAUUGAGCACAAGCUGAAAGCUCAACCAGGUGAUCUGCCUCAUCUGCCAGUGGCAACACAAGAGGGUCCACAGUCUCUGAAGGCAAACGACAUGAAGUUGGUUUCCGAGACGGAGAUCGUUGAUGCCCAGCCUAAGAAUGAAUUAGCAGUUCUCAUCCAGCAGAUUGAGCACAAGCUGAAAGCUCAACCAGGUGAUCUGCCUCAUCUGCCAGUGGCAACACAAGAGGGUCCACAGUCUCUGAAGGCAAACGACAUGAAGUUGGUUUCCGAGACGACGGAGAUCGUUGAUGCCCAGCCUAAAAAUGGAGUGAUUCUGAUGAAGCAGAUGACACAGAUUAAACAGUUCUUACUUAGGACCAUGCUUCAUCAGCGAUGGACUCGCCUGUUCAUUUGGCCUAUCUCGUCGUUCUUUGAGCACCUGCUGGCCCUGACAGACAAAAAACUUAACAACACAGCCAUUAAAGAGGUCACAGCUACGGAGGAAGGUUCAGGUGUCGAAGAAAAUACGGCAGCCCUGACGAAGAUCAACCAGGAUGGCCAGGAAAGUCGACAAGAAGAGAAAAUUGUGAAAGGGACUGAUUCGCGCAUCUAUUGCAUAUUCUGUGAAUACAAGACCUCAAGCAAACACAAUUUAAUCAGGCACCACAGAAGCAAUCACAAAGAUAAGGCUGAGCCAUUUGUCUGUGGCCUCUCCAUGUAUUGCCAUCUAUCGUUCAGAACUGAAAAAGAACGAUUUGAACACAUGGAAUCCACUGACCAUGCUGACCUGACAGACGAUUUCAAGGAAUUCACCAAAACCAAAUGUACAGACUGCAGAAGUAAGCCUUAUCACAAAUUUUACAGGGAGCAUAUCAUGAAUAACCAUGCAAUGUAAUAGUUACCCACUCGCUUUCUGAACAUGUUGGGACAUUUUGUAAGGGUUUUUAGCGCUCUCCAGACUGAUAUUAUGUUAAGGUUAAUUUUUUUAUUUCUGUGAUGCACUGUGAUGGAGAACGAAGUAAUUUAAAAUAGUUUAUAAUCUAUCAGAGCUGUGCUAAAGAAUUUAUCAAAUGUAUGUCAAAUCUAUUUUAAUAUUUGGAUAAAAAGAAAUAAAUAAUAAUAAUUUUACUCAAAAAUAAAAAGUUUUAUUUU
Messenger RNA from Neocloeon triangulifer, 1572 nucleotides. RefSeq lists its product as uncharacterized. The coding region runs from base 227 to 1315 and encodes 362 amino acids. The transcript has 8 exons. Lineage: Eukaryota; Metazoa; Arthropoda; Insecta; Ephemeroptera; Baetidae. The record is from RefSeq and is a predicted model, not a curated record.